This is a messenger RNA of Aspergillus saccharolyticus JOP 1030-1, 2250 nucleotides long. RefSeq lists its product as uncharacterized. The record is from RefSeq and is a predicted model, not a curated record. Bases 1 to 2250 code for a protein of 749 amino acids. NCBI's taxonomy places the organism in Eukaryota, Fungi, Ascomycota, Eurotiomycetes, Eurotiales, Aspergillaceae. The transcript has 2 exons.
AUGUUGGGGUGGAUCAGAGGCCAGGAAGAGCAAGUCGCAGACAACUCUAAGGUUCUCGAGCCACCAGAGACGCCCGGUCCCGUCUUUGCGAUUCGCGCCUUCAAGAGUGCCUUGUUUGGUACACCUGCUGCUGCGGACGACGUCGACGACGAAGAUACCGGCAACCGCGCAGCGAAAACAAAGAUCGCUGUAGCCAAUCAACGACUCACCGAGAAUGUUGUUUUGAAACCUACCCAGGACGCAAGAGAUGUGCCUCGGGCCACCAAAGCCGACCUGGAUCUAGCUGUGAACGCGAUGGCCUCUCCCACCAAAAGCAUCCUCAUGACACCCGGAACUGUCUCCAACCGGCGCAAGACUGUUUCUUUCGGCGAAAGUGUGGUGGACAACGAACGCCAACGUGACGACCUAUCUGCAAAGUACAUCAAGACACCGGCAAAUAUUUCCAAUAGUUUUAGUAGCCAAUGGUCUGCGGGCUCCUCGGCAUCGAAACCAAGAAGCAAACUCACCCAAGCUUUGUUGGACUCACGCGAAGGGUCCGAAAAGGGCACGGACGUUUUCGUCGACUCCACCUCUUCAACCGGGAUGCAACACAAGAUGGCGCAGUCGGAAGAGGAUGACAACGACGACACUAUCAAUCUCGAUGAGCCGCGGUCGCAGUCCGGGAAAUACUGGAAGGCGGAAUAUGAUAACUAUCGGAACAAAACCACCUGGGAAAUCAAAAAGCUGAUCCAGUACCGUUCGGCGGCCAAAACCUACGCCAAGAAGAAGGAUGAGGAGGCUUCUCGGUUGGCUGAGAAGCUGAGAGAGGAGGAGAUCAAGGUUGCGGAGAUGGAACGUCAUGUCACUCACCUGGCCUCCACCAUGGUUGGAGAAAGUGCCAACGCGGACAAGGAAAAACUAGUGCAAGAGCUCACGAAGCAAACUGCAUUAGCGUUGCAAUACAAACACCGAGUCUAUUCACUGCGCAAAACUUUGGAACGUCAUGGCGUCGUGGGUCAAGAAGUCGCUGAUGCUGCUGAUACUUCCGGGAUCGCCAGUCCUUCUGAGCAGAAGAACGAAAGCGUCAAUAAGAUCCAGCAGGCUCUGGAUCAAGCGAAUGCUAAAAUCGAGGAGAUGAAGCGUCAGCAGGAGGAAUUCAACAAAUUGAAGGAUCUAGCGCGAACAUCGGAGCACAAGGCCUCAGAGCUGCAAAAGGAGAACGCCUCAUUGAAGCAGACGCUCGCCCGGGUGAAGCAGGAGAUGAGCAAGUACGAAGGACGUCGCAAAGAGAAGGAAGCAAAAUUGAAACAGCGCGAGGUCAAAUUGGAAACACGAAUCCAAGAAUAUCGCGAGCGCCUGAAGUCUGCUUCUCAACAGCACCGCCAGCACGAGGAGGAACUCAAGGAGUCCUUCAGUGAGGAGCGCCGUCGGAUGCAGGAGCAGGUCGACCAGCUCAGGAUUAAACUUACAGCUAUUGAACGUCUACCGCAGUUGCAAAGCCGCGUUCGUCACUCUGAAAGCCCUGGGAAAGACCACACAGGAGUUCACGUCUAUGACUUUGGCGCACAAGCUAGCCCGGAAAAAGAAGCGCUGGAAGAGACAGUCGAGCUCGACGAGCCACCGAGUCCGAGUCCGCGGGCCAAAGAACGACGGUCAUACCCGUCUUCGAGGUAUACAGCAGGCGAUCUCGACCUGAAACGCGCCAUGAGAGCCAUGGGGAUCAGCGAUGAAGACCAAGUGGCCUUCUUAGGAGGGGAAACCCGCCUAGCGCCGCAUUCACGCUACCGCCCUGGCAAUGGAGCUGCCGUGCCUCCAUCCUCACCUCCGGAGUACCCGCCUCUCGAUGCCGCCGCACGUUCACGUCCAAAGCACAAAUACAAUACCGACAGCUACCGAAACACCCACCCACCGCCCAGCAAGUCCACCAUCACAUCUCUCGCCCACCAUUUAGCCCAGAACCUCGAUGACAGCCAUCAAAUCCGCACGACAACCACCGCCACGAACGAUCGUCUCCGCAUCCACCGCCCCUCCAAAUACGGCCUCGACGCCAUCUCUGGCGUCACCGAAUCUCAUGCACACAACCUCGACCGAAACUCAAAGCGCAAACAAACCCUAGCCGCCGUUCACCGGGACUCCAUCCCCCUGGACCGCAAACUUUCAGCCCAGGCGCGUCUCAAGCAGCGCAAGGAUGAAUCUCGCAAAUCAAAAGAGCAAGGCAAGGAGAACAUCCGAGUGUACACGAGUCAGCCGUUGUCAGCCCUCGAAGCCUAA